GACAGGAGAGCAGGAGAGACAAGAGGACAUCAGAAGUGUAGUAAAGCUGUAGACAAGACGGGGGAACCUCUGGAGUCAACAUCCCACCUUAAGGAACUGAAGACAACCUCUACCAUCACACACAUCGACACACACUAGCAUUUCACUCACUUGUGUGUCACACGCACCAACACACGUGCAAAACACAGGCACGCGCACGCACACACGUCCAAAACUUUGCACACCAUCGAGUGGCAACAUGUUUGAGGAGCAGGCGACCAAGGUCAAGAUCACGUCCGUGGUGAUUGUGGUGGGCAUGUCGUCGAUGCUGGCGGCGGUGGUGACCGACCACUGGGCCGUGCUCAGCCCACGGGUGGAGAAGCUCAACGCUACCUGCGAGGCGGCCCACUUUGGCCUCUGGAGGCUCUGCAAGAAGACCAUCUUUAUCGUGGAGGAGGACCCUAUGGGCAAAGGCUGCGGCCCCAUCAGCUUACCGGGAGCAAAAAACUGUUCCUACUUCAAACACUUUACCUCAGGGGAAGAAGCUGAAGUUUUUGAAGUGAAGACCCAGAAAGAGUACAACAUCUCAGCGGCAGCCAUCGCCAUCUUCAGCCUUUUCUUCAUGAUCCUGGGCACCCUCUGUGUCAUCUUCUCUUUUGGGAAAGGACGGGACUACCUGCUUCGGCCUGCUGGGAUGUUCUUCGCCUUCGCAGGUCUCUGCAUCAUCAUCUCUGUCGAGGUAAUGCGCCAAUCUGUCAAGCGCAUGAUCGACAGCGAUGAGACCAUCUGGAUUGAAUAUUACUACUCCUGGUCCUUUACCUGUGCCUGCGCCUCCUUCACCCUGCUCAUCCUCAGCGGAGGCGCCUUGCUCCUCAUCUCCAUGCCCCACAUGCCACGUAAUCCCUGGGAGACCUGCAUGGACGCUGAGCCUGACACCUUAGAUUAGUCACAGGUGAUGCAAUGUCUCAAAAUCUGGUUAAAAUGACAAAAAAUACAAGCGGUUUUGCAUCUUUUAGCCCUUUAAUUACAUGUCAUAUCCCACAUAUUUUCCAUUACAACAAGCUAUUUUCCAGAGCAUUGAAAAGUUUCUCUCUGUCUUCCAUGUCCAUUGAUUUCAGUUUAUGUUAGUAAAAUAUUAAAAUGACCCUAAAGAGAGUUGCCAUAGAUAACCAGCCACAGCAAAAAAACAUUAAAUUUCAUGACUUCUUCCUAGAGUAAAGCCAUUAGAAGCAGGAAUUGUUUUAAACACUAUCAGCCCAGUUGCCAGGAUAAAUGUUGGCAUGUUACAUUUGUACGUUUCAUACGUAACAUAUAAACAUGAUUUUUUCCUAACCAAGACCAAGUGGCUUUUGUGCCUAAAACUAACCAAAUGUCAAAGCAUGAAACUGAAAAUUGAAAUGUAAAUAAAUGCAAAGUUUCAACAUAUAAUGUACAAAUUUUACUAACCAAUGGUUUGCAGACACAUAAAAUACCAACAUUUAUUCUGGCAACUGAGUAUAAACUCUUCCUUGUUGGUGUGUGUAAAAGCUAAGGAAUGAAUAAGUUUCACCCGAGAUUUAAGAGUUAUCUGCCAAGCAGCACCUUUUUCUAAAACCCUCAUCAUCUUCUUUUUUUACCAGGUCCUGUGUGCUUAUUAAUUGUUUUGGGGGGUUGUGACAACACAUCUCAUGAAUGAAAUGCUUUUCAGCAUCUAUGUCUUAAGUUUAGGCUGUCAGAGUUUUCCACAAACACCUGAACACCCAGAGGGCCCUGCUUUUUACUGUUACUGUUUUUACUUUCAUUAAAAAACAA
Plectropomus leopardus (leopard coralgrouper) is the source of this 1770-nucleotide messenger RNA. It is a transcript of the gene cacng1b, whose product is annotated as calcium voltage-gated channel auxiliary subunit gamma 1b. Gene Ontology annotation, biological process: calcium ion transmembrane transport; regulation of calcium ion transmembrane transport via high voltage-gated calcium channel. Gene Ontology annotation, cellular component: L-type voltage-gated calcium channel complex; membrane. NCBI's taxonomy places the organism in Eukaryota, Metazoa, Chordata, Actinopteri, Perciformes, Serranidae. Gene Ontology annotation, molecular function: calcium channel regulator activity; voltage-gated calcium channel activity. The record is from RefSeq and is a predicted model, not a curated record.